Molecule: messenger RNA, 1401 nt
Organism: Cuscuta epithymum
Lineage: Eukaryota; Viridiplantae; Streptophyta; Magnoliopsida; Solanales; Convolvulaceae
Source: the annotation of a GenBank genome assembly
AUAGCGUACUCAUUUUAGUAGUUCAGGUUUUUUCCAUUUAUAUCUCAACUCUCAAAGAAUAUUCUGGAAAACUCUUCUCGCAUGGAUAAGUUAAUGGUCACUUAUGUUGUGUAAUUAUUUGAUCCGCAGAUUUGACAGUUUCAAACUUGACCUUUUCAUAUUCCAGUUUGUGGCAUAUCAUAUACUUGGUAUUCCAAUUCAUAGCCGUGUGUUCAAUGUUGCAGUAAACUGUGAAGAAAUGACGAAACAAAACAUAUUUCUAUCAGGUGUUUCCAAAUAGGGUAGAUCCGAUUUUUUUGACAAAAAAAGCCAAAACGGAGUUGGGUACUCCGAAAUUGAAAAGUGCCCAAAAUCAGCUUUCUUAUUUUCGGAUUUCUCAACUCCGAAAACAGAGUGGUCAGCUUUCUCUAUUUCGGAUUUGGCAGCUCCGAAUCCAGAGGAUGAGAUUUCCGGCUUCGUGAUUGGUUGGCUACAAAUCGGAGGAUAGUUUUGUGUUUAUAAAUUGACCUUCCCUACCUCCAUUCUCCCAUACCUUCAACUGAGUCCUCCUUCGACCCUCCUCUCAACCCCUCUAUUGAAAGCGAUGGUGUGUGUGCAUCUAUGCCGUGGCCCAUACAUGAUGAGCCGUCGUGGAUCUAUUUUGUCCAAAUAGUUUCGAGCGUAUAUGAUCGUUUGGAGGUAUUCAUUGAUGCAACCAAUAGGGAUGUGGUUAUUCCAUUGCAUGAAGGCCCUUCUAGGCAGCGGCGCAACCCGGUUCCAUCUACAUUAAAUCAAGGUCCUUCAAUGGUUCAUAUGGAUCCCUCACAUGAGGCCGUGGAGGAUGAAGAUGACCCUGACUACAACAAUCUGUCAUUUUCGGAAGAGGAGAGCGCUUCUGAUGAUAGUGAUGAUAGUCAUGACUCGUCUUGGGCUGUGCCACACAACCAAGAGGAUCCGUUUGUUGAACCCGCCUACCGUGUGGAAGAUCCAAUACAUGUGGGAAGGAUAUAUGCUUCGUUUGACGAACUCAAUCAUGUUGAUUAUCUUGUUCCUGAGGUAUACAAACUGAGUUCUUACAUAAAUGCACAUUCCAGUGAUAUCAUGCCAUUUCUAAAUAUGAAUGAGUGACCACAAAAUGAGUUCAUUCUUCUACCGCCCAAGUACUCUUCCAGAACUUCUCGAGCUGGGCGCCGUCAAGAAACAAGAUUUCCAAAUGAGAUGGAUAUGCGUCCAAGACGGAGAAGACAACAUGAUUGAUUUGUACGUGUUUGUACUCUUAUAAGGUAAUCCUUUUUUGUACUUUGUUUUAAUGUUGUAAAAUAUUUAUUAGCCAUAUGUUUUAUAUGUACCUUUAAUAUGACUUAUUGUGCAAUGAACUUUGUUUAAUUUUGAAUUCGUAUGACUUUAUGGGUCACUUAUAAA